This is a messenger RNA of Aspergillus steynii IBT 23096, 1128 nucleotides long. RefSeq lists its product as uncharacterized. The transcript has a single exon. Lineage: Eukaryota; Fungi; Ascomycota; Eurotiomycetes; Eurotiales; Aspergillaceae. The coding region runs from base 1 to 1128 and encodes 375 amino acids. The record is from RefSeq and is a predicted model, not a curated record. Gene Ontology annotation, molecular function: iron ion binding; monooxygenase activity; heme binding.
AUGGAAUGCCGCACAGUCAUUUCUGCCAGGGACUUCAGAAAGAACCACAACCAGCUCACGUCCUAUCAGUCCCGAGCAAAGCACAACGAGAGGCUUUGCACCGUGUACGGUAUCGAGAACUCUUUCACCACCGUCGAUCCAGCCUAUUCCAAUGAAUUUGCCAAUUUCGCCAGCGGACUUCUGCUUCUGCAGCCAAAUCAGUGGGAGGGCCUGACAGUUACCGUGAGCGACAACAUCAGGCGAUGGCUUGAUGAACCCGUACCAUCUAGCUCAUACAAGCUUUUCGUGCCUUUGAAUACCAUGGUGCAAUCGUUGACGUUGAAGUUCAUCUUCCUGACCCUUUACCAGGAUACGCUCGAUGCCAAAGACGCCGCCGUUAUCGAGCUGGCAGACGCAAUCAACUGCACCUGGGUCGCAGCCAAACGAGGAUGCAAUGUCCCUGCCUUCAAGGACAAUCACUACCUGCAGAAAGCUCUGGCCCCCAUAUUCCCUAACGUCGACCCAGCUGACGAAAGAGGCAACCCUUUAAACCGGAUCCUCCCGGGAUUCGAAACGAUCUGGCGCGUUGUCUUGCGGCUGGUGCUCGAAAUCGGCUUCCACCACGACACAAACAGUCUCCUCUGGAAGACGACCCUGAUCAAUUUCGCGCAGAAGCCAACCAGGACCCAGUUCAUGGCUGCAGGCAACAGCUUUCUCGUCUCCGCGGAGCAUCUCGUCAACGAAGCAUUGCGCCUCUAUCCACCCAAGCGACGGAUCUACCGGUCGUUCCAGGAGGACGACUCCAGCGAGACAACUACAUACGGCGCCGAUGUCGAGGGAUGUCAUCUGGAUACUAAGAUCUGGGGAUCUGAUGCCUUCGUCUUUAACCCGAUUCGGUGGAAAGGCUUGACGACGGCUCAGGAUGCGGCGUUUAUUCCAUUUGGCACCAGCCCGUUCUUGUGCCCGGCUCAGGCCUCGUUUGGACCAAGGGCUAUUGGAUUGCUAGCGGGCUUGAUCUUCCGUGAGCUCAAAAGCGAAUGGAUACUCAACCAGGGAAGUGAUGGUGUGAAAGUUCCGCUGCUCAAGGGAAGACUGAGCAAUGAGGGGAAUGCAUACAGUGAUCUGUUCUUGGUCAAGGAUAAGGACUAG